This is a messenger RNA of Exophiala oligosperma, 2986 nucleotides long. RefSeq lists its product as uncharacterized. Gene Ontology annotation, biological process: positive regulation of transcription from RNA polymerase II promoter by galactose; DNA-templated transcription. Gene Ontology annotation, cellular component: nucleus. The transcript is spliced from 5 exons. Gene Ontology annotation, molecular function: zinc ion binding; RNA polymerase II cis-regulatory region sequence-specific DNA binding; DNA-binding transcription factor activity, RNA polymerase II-specific. The record is from RefSeq and is a predicted model, not a curated record. Bases 1 to 2202 code for a protein of 733 amino acids. Lineage: Eukaryota; Fungi; Ascomycota; Eurotiomycetes; Chaetothyriales; Herpotrichiellaceae.
AUGGGUAGGAGCUCGGACAGAACAGCCCAGGCACCCCAGCCAAAUCGAGUCGAUGAAAAGAGAAGGUUGGAGGAUGGCGAUGAGCCGACCAGCGUCCGCUCGAAACGGCGUGGCAAUGAAUGCAAGCGUCGCAAAGUCAAGUGUAGCGGGUCGAAACCUUGCCAACGAUGCGACAACCUGUCACUCGACUGCGUCUUCACUCGCAGUUAUUACUCAAACUCCAUCCGGGAUAACGAGGAAUUCAUCCAAAUGAGAAAUCAAAUUGCGUUCCUGCAGAACCAGAUCAACGACCUCAGCAACAGUCGCAGCGACCCAAGCACACCUCCUGUGCCCAACGACCGCAACGAGGGUCACUUGGUGGCUUCGUCGAUGUCCAAAACCCUGAGGACGGUCCCUGCUGGGUCGCCAGGCUUGGUGGACACAGAUAUCGCGCAAUUCCAUGGACCUACGAGUUCCAUGUACGGCUUCGACAUUGCUAAUUCCACCCUGCAGAGCAUGGGAAUCACACCCGCGCCGUCCGACCCGGGGCCUCUUCCCGAGACGAGGAGUACGUGCACACCACCCAAAUCUUCCUUGGCUAUCGAACUGUCCGGCGACCCUUUAUGGGCUGUCAACCAAGCAGAAGCCAUUCGUCUGUGCAAGGUAUAUGACGAGGAAAUUGGGAUCAUGUAUCCCCACAUUGACAUGGCCAAGGUUUUCAGACACGUCCAUGCCCUGUUCACAUGUACACAUGUCACCAUCUCCGUCCCGGAUGGAUCAGGACAGUUGUAUUUUCAGGGAACCGAUCCGCUCGACAAUGAGGAUGUCAUAAUUGUGAAAAUGGUGGUGGCGAUUGGGCUAUUGCUGGUGAACAGUGGGAAGAGCGAUCUCAGCCAGCAGCUGUACGACUCGAUCCAAGACAACAUCAACGCAAAGAUUCUGAGUGCGCUUAGUAUCAGGUCGGUUACUCUCUUCAUUUUGACGGCCCACUUUCAUUUCCAGAAGGAUGAGGAGGCACAGGCAUGGCGUUUUAUAGGGAUCGCGGCGCGACUGUGUUUAGAAAUGGGGCUUCAUCGCAGCGAGAAUAUCUCCAAAUCCUUUCCCGACGAGGCUGAUCGCCUGGAAGCAGUAAGAAACUUCUGGGUUGUGUACGCUCUCGAUCGGCGCUACAGUUUUGGCACAGGGCUACCGUUUGCUUUGCAGGAUCAACAUCUCGAUCGUUCCCUUCCCGGACCGGACAAUGCAUUUCCCUAUCUGAAGCAUAUAACCGAGUUCAACCACAUCGCCGGCAAAGUUUGGCACGAAAACAUGGUUUACAAACCGGACGAUAAGGACAGGCGUGACGCGGUUGCCUUCUUGGACUACCAAAUCUUACAGUGGUACUCUCAACUCCCCGAGUCGCUCACAUUUAGUAAAGAUCUUCUUGUCGAGCAGCGAAUUCCCAGACGCGGUGCGCGACGGCUUCGAUUUCUCAUGUACCUGCGGAAGAACCAGGCGAGAAUGUCAGUCUACCGACCCAUCCUGUACUCAGCCACGAGCAUCAGAGAGAACCGACAGUUGGCCCAAGAGGUAGUCGACGUGGCCAAGGACACGAUCCUAACCAUCUCUAGCAUCAACGAGGUCUCGGAUCUUUACAGCACGCAACAAGUCUGCUACAACUACUUUCUAGUCCAGGCUAUGGCGGUCAUCUUUCUUGCCGUAUGUCACGCUCCAGCCGACUUCUGCGACCAGACGCGAGACGAAUUCUGCACCGUGGUUGAGCUCAUUAAGGGAUUCAACACCAGCUCGUAUAUUGCCAAGCGAGUGUGGCAGACGAUACGUAGACUCCGCGAGAUUGGCGACAAGAUUGGACUUCUCGCGCGCCGCGUUUCGGAGCCUGGGCAUGACGCGCAACCGCAUGACGCCGCGGCCGCAGCAGCAGCUGUCGCGGGCUUAAGCGCUCACCACCACCAGAAGAUGGACGAUCCUUUCAGCCUUGAACAGCCACACGCGGCCACGGGCCACGAACUGGAUUGCUGCCCCGAGGACGGCUAUCAGAUGAGUGGCGAGUUGACGAGUUUGUUUGCACUUGCCGGAGAGUACAGCGGACUGGGUCUAGCAAUGGGCGACGACGAUCAUACCUAUGCGGACGGGGACGGCCCCAUGGGCAACAACGGCCAAGGAAUGAGUGCACUGCUUGGAAGCCAACAAGAGUUUGCCCGGACCCUUGAGCAGCUGUUUUGAGCUUGUGCGGCUCGUUACGGCCUACGUUAAUGGUGUACUUUGUUCCCAACAGCUGAUCCACGUGGAGAUUUGGACAGGUGCUGGGCAGGAAGACGCAGAGAUACAACUGGUCUUCUUCCUUGAGUAUGUCCUGCUACGAUAGAGUUUUCGAAACCUAGCAGUCGUACUCCGUACACAUGACUCUAUCGAUUGCCGAUGCACCCCCUUUUCUUCCCCCUCUCCCUCUCCAUCUCCCGCCCUAGCUAGGAUGCGGUGCGCAAAAUCUCGACAUCCAGCUUCCGGGUUCAGUGAGUCUUCAACAACGCAGCUUCAAUGGUCCCACGACAUGAUCCAAAGCCCACCAGAUCCCGCGAUCCAGCUGAAGUGCCACAACAUCCCGUGAUGGUGAUGGUAUCGCCGUCUUGCAAGAACAAUCUCUGCUCCUCCCCUCUCAGCUCGAUGGCCGCCGUUCCGUUGCGAUUCUGUUCGAGAAGACUACCUUGAGACCCGGGCGUCGAGCCGCUGAUGGUUCCCGACCCGAGCAGGUCGCCGACGUUGAGAGGACAACCCGUGAUAGUGUGGUGCGUCAGCAUCUGCGGGAAGGACCAGAGUAGGUUUUUUGCGUUGGUGCACGUGAUCGUCGUCCGGUGGCCGGCGGUUGCUGUGGUAGGAACAAUGGGCAUUUCGUCAGCGUUUUGUCUUGUUCAAAUGGUAGUGUGGUUGCUGGGCCGCAAUAUCAUUCUUCACGAGAUUUGCUUGGGCGGGAGACAAAAAGAAAGGGGGAAGAGACAAAGGAAAAGGAGGG